CCCACUGGAUGUCGAGCACUGUGCAUAGUUACUUCGAUUCUUGCAACCACCCUGGCAAGGAUCGAAAAAUCUUGUGUCCUCUGGAUUUGGCCACACCGGAUAAUUUUAGAGUGACAAGUUGGGCUGAGUUGCAUGGAGGUGGCGAGCAGAAGUCAGACAAUGAUGAUGUCGGGAAGAGGAGGCGACAGUGAAGGCGCACUGAGAUAAGAAUCUAAGAGGAUGGAACCGAGUACCUGUAAGACCAGCGAAUCGGAGGAAGACUAUGUUGAGGAAGAGGAAUCUGAGGAGGAGUAUGUUAAAGAGGAAGCUACCACCCCUUCUAAGCCUUCACAGCAGGCAUUCCCAAAGGCUGACUGUAAGACAUUUGAGAAUGGGGUUCCCUUAUCCAUUAUAGCCAAGAAAAUCAUAGCCCCAACUGACACAGAUGACUUAGAAGUUGGGAAGAGAAAGAGAAGGCGGAAACACAGACCCCUGGCCAUCAACCUGACCAACUGCAAGUAUGAGAGUGUGCGUCGGGCAGCGCAAAUGUGUGGCUUGAAGGAGGUGGGGGAGGAUGAAGAGUGGACGGUGUACUGGACAGACUACUCUGUCUCGCUGGAACGAGUCAUGGACAUGAAGAGGUUUCAGAAAAUCAACCACUUCCCCGGCAUGACAGAAAUCUGCCGCAAAGAUCUGCUGGCUCGGAACCUGAACCGCAUGCAGAAACUCUACCCCACGGAGUACAACAUCUUCCCCCGCACCUGGUGCCUGCCCGCAGACUACGGGGACUUCCAGUCCUACGGUCGUCAGCGAAAAACCCGCACUUAUAUCUGCAAGCCAGACAGUGGCUGUCAGGGACGUGGCAUCUUCAUCACCCGAAAUCCCCGGGAGAUCAAGCCAGGAGAGCAUAUGAUCUGCCAGCAGUACAUUUCCAAGCCCUUCCUCAUCGACGGCUUCAAGUUUGAUAUGCGAAUCUACGUCCUGAUCACGUCCUGUGACCCUCUUCGGAUCUUCGUGUAUGAGGAGGGCCUGGCCCGGUUUGCCACCAUGCCCUACGUGGAGCCCAGCCACAGCAACCUGGAUAAUGUCUGCAUGCACCUGACCAACUAUGCUAUCAACAAACACAAUGAGAAUUUUGUCCGGGAUGAUGCUGUGGGCAGUAAGAGGAAGCUGUCAACACUCAACACCUGGCUACGAGAGCACAGCUACGACCCCCAAGAGCUGUGGGGGGACAUCGAGGACAUCAUCAUCAAAACCAUCAUCUCAGCCCAUUCUAUUCUUCGCCACAAUUACCGAACCUGUUUUCCCCAAUAUCUGAGUGGAGGUACAUGUGCCUGUUUUGAGAUCCUUGGUUUUGACGUCUUGCUGGACCACAAGCUGAAGCCCUGGCUGCUGGAGGUAAACCACUCUCCAAGCUUCACCACGGACUCAAGCCUUGAUCGAGAGGUAAAGGAUGCACUUCUCUGUGAUGCCAUGACCCUUAUCAACCUCCGGGGCUGUGACAAAAGGAAGGUGAUAGAGGAGGACAAGCGGCGAGUCAAGGAGCGGCUUUUCCAGUUCCACCACCAGCCACGAGAAGCCAGGCGAGAACAAACUGAGUCAUCUCAUGCAGCAAUGCUGGACCAGGAACAAUAUGAGGAUUCCCACCUGGGGGGAUACCGGAGGAUCUACCCUGGGCCUGACACAGGGAAGUAUGCACCCUUCUUCAAGCACAUUGGCUCCCUCUUCCAGGAGACUGCUGCUUCCAAGGCCAGAGAGGAGUGUGCCAGGCAGCAACUGGAAGAGAUCCGCCUUAAGCAAGAACAGCAGGAGACCUCAGGCACUAAGAGGCGAAAGGACAACAAGGACCAGAACCAGGGUGAAUCAGCUGGGGAGAAGAGCCGAUCCAGGGCAGGGCUUCAGGGCCCUUCCAUCCACUUGGCUUACAGGAAACGGAACCGGGAAAAAGAGCUGCUACCAGUACAACUGGACACCAUGCAGCCUCAAGAAAUUGUGGAAGCAGAGGAGCUGGAGCGGAUGAAGGCCCUGCUACAAAGGGAAAAUCUCAUCCGAAGCCUGGGUAUUGUACAGCAGCUCACUCGCAUGCUGCACCCCAGCCGGGGCCAGACAAAGCUUCAUGAGUUUCGGCCUAGAUUUCACCAGGACGGGCCAGGCAGUCAAGAACUGCAAUCUGUGAGUCUGGUCCCAUUGUUGCUCCUGAGAAGGGCUGCCACAGAGCAGGGCCCUCCUCAUUUACUGCAUCCAGUUCGGCCCCAUGAAUUGAUCCCCAGGAUCACAGGGCCACUGCCAAGCAUGAAUGUCGCAAUUCCACAUCAUUCCUGGUGCCAACUGCAGCUCAAGAACUUCAAGUGGAUAGGAGAUACAGCAGCCUUCCACUCCUGUUCAUUGUCAAUGAAGAAAUCUGGGAGGCGCUGUUUUUCCAGUGCCAGAGUCAGGCUCACUAGUCAAGGCCAAGCCAGCAGAAGGCUAGAAGCCAUAAACCAAGCCCUGGCAGGAUCAGUGUCACCCACUUUAACCCCAAAGCAGGGCUAUCUUCUGCAACCGGAAAGAGUGGCAUGUGAUACAUGGACUGAAGGCACCUUGCCCUCCGUGGUAAACUCUGAACACAGAGCAGCCAAGACUCGGGAUCUCGCCCUCUGCACUGCCUCUGCACCCGUGCUGCAGCAUUCCAGUGCACCCCUCAACAUCAGUCAGCACAGGUAAAAGCAGGAGGGAUCUCUACUUCUCCUGGAGAAUCAGGUUUCCAAGGGGGCAAAGGUCCUUCAAUCUUUGCUAAAUGAAGGACUGUCAUUAACUUAGAGUUUGAAAAGCCCCGGCCAGGAACUCUGCAUAACGCAUAACACAGUCACCAAGAAUUCCUCAACACCCUAAGAUGAUUUUGGGAUCGCCAAAGACUAAAAGAUGAAGAGGAGCCAAAGCCAGCCAUGUACUCAUCUCUGCUCCUCAAGCCUUAGCUUGGGCUUAUCGCUAGGUGCUGGGUCUGAACCUUGGGUAUGGCCCAGGACUGAAAGCUACACGGCGACACGGAGCCCCUUUCCCAGAGGAGCCAAGUGCCCAAGGAACCGGGCUGUCGCCAUCACAAGAUUGCCAAGGGGAAGCCCCUCCUCCUGCGCGGAGACAGGCAGGCCUGGACAGCCGCUGGAGCAGGGGACGUGGCGGCUCUUGGCAAUUGGAUCCGUCUUUUUAUUAAAGUUUAUGCCACUGUC
Molecule: messenger RNA, 3185 nt
Organism: Lemur catta (Ring-tailed lemur)
Lineage: Eukaryota; Metazoa; Chordata; Mammalia; Primates; Lemuridae
Gene: TTLL13
Product: tubulin tyrosine ligase like 13
Exons: 16
Coding region: 220-2682 (820 amino acids)
Biological process (GO): protein polyglutamylation; microtubule cytoskeleton organization
Cellular component (GO): cilium
Molecular function (GO): tubulin binding; tubulin-glutamic acid ligase activity
Source: RefSeq, a predicted model, not a curated record